This is a messenger RNA of Insectozyma verbasci, 1122 nucleotides long. The record is from the annotation of a GenBank genome assembly. Lineage: Eukaryota; Fungi; Ascomycota; Pichiomycetes; Serinales; Debaryomycetaceae.
AUGUCAUUUCAAGAGAUUCCAAUACUUGAUUUAAAAUUAGCUUUAGAUCCUGAAACCAAACCUAAAUUUCUUGAAGAUUUAAGAAAUGCAACUAUUAAUGUUGGGUUUUUAUUAUUGAAAAAUUAUGAAUCAUUAGGUCCUACACAAGAAGAACUAGAACAAGUUAAACAAAUCGCUUUAGAAUUCUUUGCUUUACCUGAUGAAAUUAAAUUACAAUGUGAAAUGAUAAAUAGUCCACAUUUCUUAGGAUAUACAAGGUUGGCAAAUGAAAUAACUGCUUCACAUACUGAUUGGAGAGAGCAAAUUGAUUUGGCAACUGAAUUACCAGCUCCAACUUCAGAUGAACCGAUUUAUAGAAAUAUUGAAGGUCCAAAUCUUUGGCCUGAUUCAAAAGCUAUUCCAAAUUUUAGACCAAUAAUAGAAAAUUAUAUUAAAAAAAUGACAACUUUAAGUGAAAGUUUUAAAUAUUUAGUUUUAGAAUCAAUUGGUUUAAAUAGAUCUGCAUUAGAUGGUUAUUUUAAGGCAAAUCAACAAUGUAAAAUGAAAUUAAUUGCAUAUCCAGAUGUUUCAGAAUUAGAAGGAGUCAAUUCAGUUGCAUUAAAUGAUACACCACAAACGAAUCAAGGUUGUGGUCCACAUAGAGACUCAGAUUUAAUCACAUAUAUAUAUCAAGCAACUCCUCAUGAAAAUUCAUUACAAGUUCAAAAUUUUCAAGGUAAAUGGAUUAAUGUACCUAAUAUUCCAGGUCAUUUAGUUGUUAAUAAUGGUCAAACAAUGGAAGCUAUAACUCAAGGAGUUUGCAAAGCAACAAUUCAUAGAGUCUUGAUUUCAAAACCUGGUACAGGUACAAGAAUUUCAGUUCCAUUUUUUUCUACAAUUGAUUUAGAUAGUUCGAAAUCUGCAAUUAAAGAUAUACCAAAAGAGAUAAUUAAAGUAAAAGAUGAAAGAGAUGCAAAGAUUAAAGAUUGGGCCGUUGAUAUUGGAUUUCAAUUUAUACCGGAUGUUAAUAAAGAGCCGGUUGGUUAUUCUGUAUUUAGAAAUAGAAUUAAAUCUCAUCAAGAUGUUGCUAAAAGAUGGUAUCCUGAUAUAUUAAGAGAGGUAUUGAAAGAAUAUAAAUAUUAA